CCUUUUAUCUAAGAACUUUUGACAUUUGUAUUGUACAAAUAGAAAUCAAUGUUUUGCGCGCGAAUAUUUUUAUAAUCACAUUGUUUUUGAUACAAACUUCAUUUUUUAAAUUUGCUAUUAAAUUCUGCAAAACUAAAUCAAUAAUACUUACUACAAGUAAGUUUUAGAAUCAUAAAGUCUCGCUGAGAAGCUAAUUAUUUAGAUAAAUAUAUAAAAUGAGCGACUUUACGCACGAUUUCGAUACUAUUUCCCCUGAAAUUUGGAUGUUAAAUGAAGAUGUCUGGAAGGAUAGACUUUUAAAACUAUCUAACUGGUCUAAGAUUCCUUUAAUAAAUUCGAAUGCGUCUCACAACCUCUCUGAUGGAACCUUGGUACGUUUCCGAGGAAUGGUCCAGGAUAUGCAUAACCCUGAAUUCUAUUUUGAACAAUUUGAAGUAUUUAAUACAAAAACAAAUGAAAUCAAAUCGAAAACUGGAAAGUAUACAGACACAGCUAACAUACAGGAAAAUGAAAAAAUUAAUUACACAGAAAACUUAAAAAGUGCUCAAAGACAGACGAUGGUGGUAGUAUCGCUACCGGGACUUAAUGAAUGGGCUCAAAAAAUGGAAGAUGAUCAAAAUCAUUUAAAGCACUUAGAGCAACAACCAAAUACAUCUAGAAGGUUAAACUCCGAUAGUGCGAAGCUAAAGAGAUCUCACGAUGAAAGCCAACAAGAUCCGGAAGCAAUGGAGGUUGAAAGUGAAACAGUUAAUAAGGAAAGGAAAACUGCAGAAUUGUUGAAUGAGGCUUCAAAUGUUGUUUCUAGAGAGCAUUUAUUAAAUUUUCCGCUGCCAGACGUUGCAAGCAAAACUUGUAUUAUCAAGGUAUAUGAAGAUGAUGAAAAUCUUAAAAUAAAUGAUAUGAUCGAAGUAGUUGGUUUUCUCUCUGUCGAUCCUGCACUAUCUGGAGAAUUUGCUUCUGAGAAGAAUUCCUUAUUAGAACCAGUCAGUGAGACAGAAGCGGAGAUAAUAACGCACAACCCACCUCCAAGCUUAGUGCCGAGAUUACAUGCUGUAUAUGUGAAAAAAUUGGACCAUUGCAACCCUCUGAUCAGAGAUAGUUUUAAUCAAGAGACAGUACUCAAAGAUGCAAACAUAGCAAGAGAUCACUUGUUAAAAGCAUUGUCAGAAUUACUGCUUGGAGAUAAAUUAGCAGCUGAAUAUCUAAUAUGCCAUCUCAUUGCUUGUGUUUACCUACGUCAAGACACAAUCACACUUGGUCAGUUCUGUCUUAACAUCUCAAACCUGCCAACUAAGAAAUAUCCAAAUUACGGCAAACAGCUCUAUGAUAUUAUAAAACAAUUUGUCACUAAGAGCUACUAUUUACCUCUGACCGUGGAAAAUAUGAACACAGUUGCCUUAUUACCUAAAAAAGACUACGAUUGCAACAGACUGACAAGUGGUAUCCUGCAAUUAAGCAAACACACACACUUAGUUCUAGACGAGACUAAAAUGGAACAAGGGCGUCUGGAUGCGACGGGAGUUAAUAAUGUCACAGCUUUAGGGAAUCUUAUUAAACAACAAAAAGUUGAAUAUGAUUUCAAAUACUAUAAAAUGGAGUUUGACUCGGAUAUUUCCGUUCUUGUUUUGUCCGAAGGGAAAUCUUUGUUACCGAGUGAUUACCACGUCCCCUUGAGGCCAGAAGAGUCAUCGCUUGAAAUAUUCAAUGCUAUUGUAGAAGCAGCUACAUAUUACUUAAAAGAAGAUAUCAUGAACAUAAUAAGGUCGUAUUUAACAAAUUUAAAACUUGUUAAAUAUUCCAUCAGUGAGGAUAUACAGUUUGUUGAAGACGAUUUCAUAGAAAUGCGCAAUAACUCUGAUGAAGAAAACCCAGUAACGGCAGAUGAUUUACAUAGAUUGCUAGUUUUGGCAAGAUUGGUCAGUUUAUCAAGAGGCAACGACACAUUGAAUAAGGAAUGUUGGGAAAUCACGAAAGCUAUGGAAAAAGAGAGAUUACAGCGAUUGAAAAAUCGAGUAGCACCUACUUUAUAAUUUUUAAGAGAAAAUGAAUGUGUUUUUUUAACAAAUGAGCGAUUUGUUUUAUGAUUUAUAUUUUUAUUAAACUGUCUUUGUA
Molecule: messenger RNA, 2112 nt
Organism: Melitaea cinxia (Glanville fritillary)
Lineage: Eukaryota; Metazoa; Arthropoda; Insecta; Lepidoptera; Nymphalidae
Product: mini-chromosome maintenance complex-binding protein
Exons: 9
Coding region: 216-2030 (604 amino acids)
Biological process (GO): DNA-templated DNA replication
Molecular function (GO): chromatin binding
Source: RefSeq, a predicted model, not a curated record